AUGGCAACAGCCACGCAGACACUGCCCACAACGGCAAUCGAGCUACCGAAUCUACACGGCAGCUAUGAACGACAACGGAAUCUGAGUUCAGCCCCAGAGCCAGAGGUGGAAGAUGACGUGAUGCGCGAAUCGCUCAUUGCCGACUCACAAGUACCAGAUGGUGGAUACGGCUGGGUUCUUAUUUUCGCGUGCGCCGUUGUGACGUUCUGGUUCGUUGGCGCGUCGUAUACUUGGGGUGUCAUGCAAGCCGAACUAGUCGAGAAGAAGGGUUAUUUGUCUUCGACAUUGGCGUUUGUGGGAUCGCUUUGUCCGGCUUGUAUUUCGCUUCUGGCCGUGCCGAAUGCGACGGUGAUUCGCAAGAUCGGUGCCCGGAACACUGCGUUGCUGGGAAUCUUUCUGCUCGGGUUGGGAAGUAUCCUGAGUGGAUUUACGACUGAUAACAUUGCGGGGUUAUUCAUGACUUGGGGGUUCAUCAAUGGGCUUGGGACGAGUUUGUGUUUUAUGGUUGUCUCGGUGACUCCGGCACAGUACUUCAAAGCCAAGCGCGGCAUCGCCAACGGCAUCGUCUACGCGGGCGGUGGCCUCGGUGGCACGGUGAUUAGUUUCAUUCUGAACGGCCUGUUGGAAAGCGUCGGCAUCGCCUGGACUUUCCGCAUCCUCGGCCUCCUGAUCAUAGGCACCGGCCUACCGGCAGCCUACCUAAUCAAAGAACGGGCACCGAUCAAACGGGCCAAGAUGGUCGAAUGGAGCCUUUUCAAAGAUGUGCGCUUCGCCGGACUCUUUGCAAUCGGUGCCAUCGCUACAUUCCCACUCUUCGUGCCUGCCUUCUUCCUACCUCUAUACACGAACUCGCUAGGUCUGCCGUCCAGUGCCGGAGCUGGUCUGGUUGCGGCGUUCAACUUCUGUUCAGCUAUUGGGAGGUUGUCGUGCGGAUUUGCGUGCGAUAAGUUGGGUUCGCUGAAUACGCUUUUCUUGUCGUUGCUGCUUAGUGCUUUGAGUAUCUUCGUGCUAUGGCCCGUUUCGACUUCUAUCGGACCUCUGGCUGCGUUUGUUAUUAUCAACGGCGCGGCGAAUGGGGGCUUCUUUUCGACUAUGCCGACUGUUGUUGGAAAUGUGUUUGGUUCUGCUAGGGUGUCGGUUGCGGUGGGGAUGAUCGUAAGUGGAUGGUUGGGUGGAUAUCUCUUGGGUGCCCCGAUUGCCGGUUAUAUUCUCAAUGCAUCGGGUGGACAGGCCGGCGGCAUCGGUGCCUAUCGACCGGCUAUUUUCUACGCCGGUUCCAUGGCUACCGCUGCCGCGACUCUGGCUGCGAUAGUUCGAAUGAAGGUUGAUCGCAGAAUCAAGAAGACUGUGUGA
This is a messenger RNA of Penicillium cinerascens, 1353 nucleotides long. RefSeq lists its product as uncharacterized. Gene Ontology annotation, molecular function: transmembrane transporter activity. The transcript is spliced from 3 exons. Gene Ontology annotation, biological process: transmembrane transport. Gene Ontology annotation, cellular component: fungal-type vacuole membrane. The coding region runs from base 1 to 1353 and encodes 450 amino acids. The record is from RefSeq and is a predicted model, not a curated record. Lineage: Eukaryota; Fungi; Ascomycota; Eurotiomycetes; Eurotiales; Aspergillaceae.